Messenger RNA from Stylophora pistillata, 2801 nucleotides. RefSeq lists its product as uncharacterized. The record is from RefSeq and is a predicted model, not a curated record. NCBI's taxonomy places the organism in Eukaryota, Metazoa, Cnidaria, Anthozoa, Scleractinia, Pocilloporidae.
GAAUAAAGUUUAAACAAAGACUGACCUCAAACUUGCAAUGACACAAUUCCUCUUUAGCUAUUGUUCCUAUCCUUCCUACCUCAAGUGGAAUGUCGAAUAUGUCGGUCGGACCUGCUGGAAAAGCAGCCAUGGCAACGAAAACAGCCACACGUCCUUCUAACCAUGUCACCAGAAACAGUCAGGGGCCGCGAGACGCAAACGAAGGUUUUGAAAUUUACAUGCACGAGAAAGUGUACCAGGCAAGCGGCUGGCGGCAAACGGGCUAAUUGCACCUGCCUAGGGAAACGAUCAAAUUUCAGAAGGCAGGAUUGGUUAUCUCUGCAUGUUCAUACACCGAGAAUAAUAUAAUCAUAUGUGCAUAUACAAUUUGCAUGUACAGUUUGUCGCGCAAUACAAUUUGCUUGAUUCUGCUCUCGAGGAUCCCUCUUAUAUGGAGGCUGAGAGCAUCAUGAGCAAGUACAUCCAUGACAUUGUACGCGGAAUCGACAAAGAAAAUGAAAGAUUGAAAAAAAGUGUCCUGGAUUUUUAUGAAAAACUUCUGAUACCUGUUAAAGAAUUGAUCGUUCCAGACAAAUUGCGAGUAGAGACAAACAAAAGACUACAAUGUUGCUUUAAAGACAUCUACUGGAGUUUAAAAGUUCAUGUAAUGUUCUACCGCAGAAUUGAUAAUAAGCGAAUGAAGACUGAAGAUAAGGUGAGCAAUCUCGGUAUACCAUCACCAAGACAGACGAAACAGUUUCGAAACCAAGAAACUGCAGUCCACCCUAAAACCAAAUCCUCAAAAAAGAUAAGCAGCAUCGAAAGGAAGUCGCCGGAGAUAACUGACGACCUCAUCGAUAAGACCCUCAAAAAUGUGGGUUACUUGGGCGGUCUAACAGAUGAAGACAUGAUUGUAACAGAUGCACAGAUGAAGGACCUACCGAGCUGCGAUUUGUUUGAAAAACUCAUCGAUCCUGGAAGCAAACUCCUAGAAAUGUUCCGCGUCGUUGCAGCAUCACCAAAAGGUACUCCUCGAGAAAGAAGCAUCCAAACAGGAAGUAAGGAUCAUGCCGAUCGAGUACUACAGAUGGCUCGAAGCUUUCUACGAACACUUAAUGACAACAACACCUUCCUGCCAAAAGUUUUAGCAAAGGUGUCGCGAGAAGAAAAUUCUUGUAUCGGUGCUUCAAUAGCAGUAAGCCAUUUCUUAAGGCCCAUGUAUUUGUACAAUAGAGUCAUUAAUCACAAAAAGAGUCUCGGAGAGGCAAUUAUAAAAUUCCGUACCUUAAAUAUUUCCGAUGCGCGAAACUGGAAAUUUGAGGCAUUUGUUAGGAAAACCGUAGAAAUUCAAGAAAAUGAUGAAAAAAAAACCACCAAACAGCAUGUAGGCCCCAGAGACCUUUGUCAAAAUUGCAAAAUGAUUUUUCGUGGGGACAAGUCAGGAAAGGGAGGUCCCUCGUUUCUAGGUGCAUGUGCAGAGUAUUGUCCUGUUGACGAGCUUCUUCCCGAUGAAUCGAAGUUAAAAGACUCACGUAAUGACUCAGUGAUCGACCACCUUCUGACGAGAAACCUUUCUCGAUGCUCUAUUCUGUUUGAAGAGUUUGAAAAUAUUUACGAAAGAUGUAGAUAUGUUACAGUCUCGGAAAAUGAUAAAGAAACAGAGGCAAUAUACUGGGAGGUAAUACAUAAAUUAUACAUUUUUGGUCUAAAGCCAGAAUGUAAUCCUUACUUUUAACUUUCUUUCGGUCCUUUUGCUACGAGUAAUUAACAUCAUCAAAAUUUGUCAAAGCCUGUCAGUAAAAGGGGUCAUGAGCCGUUAAUUGUUUCAAAAACUGAAAUGUUUUCUUUUGAAUAAUGCAAGUAUAUCUGAUAAUCAAUCCGUCAUGCUUUAUAUCUUAUUCACUUGAAUGAACUGAGACUGUAAAAAGAUAAAAAUGUUUACAUGGGGGACUCAUAAAAAACGAUGCUUUAUGAAUCUUCCUGAGAGAUGGGUGUUCCACAAGAAAAUUGAUAAUUUUCCUUUGCAUUAAUGUCAACUUUCUGGUAUAGAAGAGAGCAAUAAAUUCUUUUUCAUCGUUAAAUUGGUAAAUCUUCGCUUGAUUAAUAUUUUGCUCUUCGUGUUCUCCCAUCUAUACGAGUUUUUUUGCCUUUUACGUUGUUGUUUCAGUUGUCACAUGUGCAAUAGUGAAGAUUGUGGAAAUAAUAAUAAUGAUACUAAUAAUAAGAAUAGGAUAACUAUAAUUUUUACUGCUGUUUAAGCUAUGGAACGCAUUCUUUUUCCGGGCUCUCUAACGUGAUAAAGCCUUUGGGAUUUUGGGAGAACUCUCGGAAAGCUCAUAAAUCACGAACCGAUGGCUAAGUAUCCGCUUGGAAAUUGAACUAACCAAUCAGAUGAUGCUUACUUUGUUCAUUGUGUUAUAAAUCUAAGUAGUGUCUAGAUUUACCUGUUGAAGUUACAAGAAAAAGAUCAGAAGAGAUUUGUUUUCAAUGUAAAGUCUCUCUUUUCAAACAUUCAUUAAAUUGCAAAGACUAUUGCAAAAUAUUAAAAUCAAAGAAGCUGGUGUUGAAUUCGGUUUAUGAGACUUUCUUUCUUAAGAGAAACCAUUUUCACGUGUAUAGGAAAGCUGAGAAGAUCACAAAAUGACACAACAAAAAGUUUUUCCGCUAGUCUAUUGAGGAAUUCAUAAAAGUGCUUCUAGAUUGCGGUGAUAGAUGCAACAGUCAACUGUAUUACCAAGGCACGUUGUUAUGAUCCUUAUACACUCUAUCACCUCUGUCAAUCUUCUAAAGUUGUAUCUUGUACUGAAAUCUGAACAGUAAAA